GCUGACACUCCAGUAAUCCGCUGUUAGGAGGAGAUUGCAUCCUUGUCCACUGCGCCCAGGGCUUUCAGUGUGGAAGAAUUAAAGCCGGUGGGAAAAAAUAAUAUAGAAUGGGAACAUACGAAUGUAAAAAAGGAGCGUAACAGUCCCACCUGAGAUCAUUAAACACUGCGAUUCUUGGAUGGAGCAGUUUUUUUUUUCUUUUUUUUUUUUACUAUGGGUGAUCUUCCAUUCAAGGCGACAACGGGACUGGAGCUCGGAUGUCUUCUAACAUAAAACAACAAGGCUCAGCAUCUGUAACAAAUCCCGGGAAUAUGAGGUGAAGGCAGGCUGGAAUAGACCCGACACAAGGCGGUUCAUGCGGGAUUGAGUGCGCCUCCCGGAAUGACAUCCUCACGGCUAUUUUGACGUUUCGAGCAAAGCGUGUGUGUGUGCAUGUCGCCUCUUGCACCCUCCUCUGGCUUGUGUUCCGACUGUGGAAGCGAACCCCCGACCACCUUUUCAUGCACAAGUAAUGAUUUGCGGUGCAGACUUAAUUAAAAAGCGCACAUUCGCUUUCAUUAACAGCGAUUAAUCGUCCCAUAACGUGAGCUGAGCAUGUAAAUCCAACCCCAGAGAAGCCCAUGUGAUCUACUUCUCAUAUUAUUGACUGUGUUCCUCAUUUAAAGACUGAAGAACCCGGAAUAACGCCGACUUGUGCUCCAGGGGUUUGUCAGUACUCAUCAGAAUGCACGCAAACGCGGUGACUCUUUGCAUUCUUUCUCUGGUAUGAUACUUGUUUGCCUUCAGCCUGUGCAGACUUGCAAUGACAGUCUGGGAAGUCCACAUAAAUCCAAGCGCAAGUUGAUGAACUAGACUGGCCGGCCUCAGCUCUGGGAUCAGACACAAAUUAAGCUGUGCCUUUCAGACAGAGGAAACUAGGAUCAUCUCCCGUCCUGUCCUGGUGCUGGCAGAAGCACCGCAGCCUGAAACGGAACAUUCCUCUUGGGUGUUUUAUCGGAUAUUACCCAGAAUAUGAGGCUGAGCUGUAAACAUUUUCCCUUCUCUGACACAUUGGAAGUUUUCAAAUCCAGCUUCCUGUAUCUGGGCUGUGUUCAUGUUCAAUUCUGGAGUUCAAGUCUUUUUUUUUUUUUUUUUUUUUGUCUCAUGUUGAGAUGCAGAAAUCUGGGAAUACCAAAGUCAUCUAUUCACUAAGGGGUUUGAACACAAAAGCUUUAUCCAGUGGGAGAAAUGCAGUUGGGGUGUUUUACUGGUAACCUCCCCAGCAGCUGUUAGUCAGACUGGGUUUCUGAAAGAUGAGACUUGGAUAUUAACAUAGUUGUAGUUUUGCCAACACCCUACCCAGGAAAUACACCGAUGCGUCAAUCUCCAGUGCCCACUGCUGUGAAGAUAUUCCUUUCUGCUGUUUAUUUCAACAAAAGCCAUCCCACUAUUGAGCGCUGUCAGCUGUCUUUAUGGGCUGCUAUGUUGUUGCGAUGUCCCACCUAGAUAUUACCUUUUCGACCGUUGGAAGCUUAAACACUCCGACAGUAUACUGGUUAAACUGCUGAGAUGCAGAUAUACAGUGAAUACAUUCACACACCUUUUCCUGUUCUUGCCAAUCUGCUGAGCAUGAGCAGAGGAAACAGGAGCCAGGCAUGAGACUGCACAGACGUGGAAGAUGUGUCAGAGGGAACGCUGGAGGAAUUAUGAGUGGCACUGUGGAAGACAUGGUGCAGAGUGUUACAAGCUUAAAAUCUACAAGAGAGAGAGAAUUAUGGGCCUGUGCUGUGAGAAAAUAGUAUUCUCCUCUCUGAGAUCAACCGCUGAAUUGGAAUCGGUGUUUCAUGAAUCAAUUUACUACUUCAUUUGAGAACUUCUUCCCUGUGGUAUCUUGGAAAUUAAUCCUAAUCUGCGUACAUGGACCCCUGCAUGUUACAACUCUAUUUUGAGCGCCCUCAUCAUUGAUCACUGUUGGUGUAUUUUUCUUUUUUUUCCAUUCUUACUUCAGUGUGGGAGUUCUCCUAUAAGAGUGAAUUAAGCCUGUUUGAAGCAAAGUUGCCAACAGGAAGUUUAUUGCGUGAACUGAAACAUGAUGAGGGUUGCAGAUGUGGUCCAAAUAAUCACAGCGAGUGUACUGAGUGUAACUUAACUAAAAUCAAUUUCCGUGCACUUGGAGGGUAAAAAGAAACAGAUAUCUUAUCAGAGUGCAUUCAGAGACUUUUUCCCCUGGCCGUGGUGAUGGGGAGCUCAGCCUCGUCUCUCACUGCAGAGACAGAGUCGGACCAUGGCUUCCGAAGCACCCCGUACCCAUCAUCACCUCCUGUGGGCUGGCUCAGGAACAGCCACAGCAGCCCGGUGUGGGGUACCACCUUCAUCACACGUCAGCAGCAGCACCCGCUCCCUCAUCGAGAGCGCAGCCACUCCCAUUCGCCUGGCUCCAUGGCAGCAGCAGUGCGAGGAAGUGAAUGGUCAUGUGGACGCUGCACCUUCUUAAAUGCCGGCGCAGCACCUCGCUGUUCCAUCUGUGAGGCACCACGCCAAAAACCAGACCUGAACCAAAUCCUCCGCCUGAGUAGCACUGAAGAGCAUCGCUGGGCCUGCCCCCGCUGCACGCUUAACAAUCCCCAAGGAUCUGGAGCCUGUUCUGUCUGCGGCUUUGGACCAUCCCCUGCCACUCACACACCCCCUACCACCACCAUAGCUGCCACUGCCAAUGGCCUCCCACCAGCUCCGACCGAAUCACCAACAGCUACUGUCACUCCCAGUGUGCUACUUGAGCCUCAUGGACAGCAUCCAGCCAAAGAGGAAGCUCUGCGACGUUCAGAGAGCAAUGGAGAAGUGUGUGGUCCAGAGGGGCAGCACCAGGGAUGGGCUUGCCCUCGCUGCACACUACACAAUACACCUGUGGCGCUGUCCUGCUCCGCCUGUGGUGGACCCAGAAAACUGUCCUUGCCUAAAAUUCCUCCUGAGGCACUGGUUGUGCCGGAGGUGCGCACACCUGUACUGGGGUUUCCUGUGCACUCAGCUGGCACUACACCACUACUUAUAGACUUAACAGAUGACUCUCCCCCACCUCCUCCAUGUGAUCCUCAAGAACCUCCCCAUGUUUCCUCACAAUCCCUCUCCUCCCCUUUUGCUUCUUUUUCCUCUCUCCAGAACAACCCUGUGCCACGCAGCAGGAGAGAGGUGCCCCCUCCAGGACGCCCACCAAACCCGGGCACCAACACACCCAGUCCAACAUCACCCUCAACGGCCAUUGUGCCACCCCAGCCCGGUCCACAGCGGCCAGCCAAGCCCAAACAUGCGCAACCCCAGGAACCUUCAUAUCCAAGCAAGCGACUCAGUAUCUUGGAAGAAGAAGACCCUCAACACCCCCCACUGACCACUCAUCUCCCUGUUGCUCCUUCUGGUGCCCCCACCUGGAAGUGCCCUAGCUGCUCAUUGCCUAACCCAGGUAACACGUCGAAGUGUGAGGCCUGCCGAUCAUCACGGGCUGGUGCUGACCUCAUUGACCUAGUAGGCUGCGAAACGGUACGAUUUACCCCAGCCAGCCCCUCCAGCCCAGAUUUUAGCACCUGGGCCUGUUCAAAAUGUACACUGCGCAACCCCACAGGUGCACCCAAGUGCUCAGCCUGUGGUUCUUCCAAGCUACAUGGAUUUCAGGAGCAGCAGACACCUCUACCCCGCUGCUGCCCAGUCUGUGGCCUAACGUUAGGGCCUAGUGCAACAUCAUGUUCCUGUACACCACCUUCUUCAUCCUCUACGAGUCAUAAAACACGAAAACAGGCACGAGGCUUCCCUUCAUCCUCUGCUAUUGCCUCAUCUAGUUCCUCCUCCUCCUCCUCAUCAGGCCUUCAGGAGAAGGUAGGACAGUGGGGCUGCCCAGCAUGUACACUGCUCAAUGACAUCAAGGCCAAAAACUGUGCAGCGUGCCACACGCCCCAGCAGUACCUCACUCUACGCAAGGUGGUGAAACCUCUGAAAAGGAGGGAGAGCAUGCAUGUAGAGGCCCGCCGAAGAAAUGACGAGGGCGAGGCAAAGGAGCUGUGGGAGAAUAUAGUCACCUUCUGCAGAGAGAACACUGUGAACUUCGUGGAUGACAGUUUCCCCCCGGGACCACGCUCUGUGGGCUUCCCUGACGGUGACAGCGUCCAGCAGCGAAUCAAAAAGUGGCUCCGUCCCCAUGAGAUCAACUGCAGCAACUUCAAGGACCGCGGUGUCAAGUGGUCCGUCUUCCGCACGCCACGACCCUCCGAUCUGCAAGGCCUGCUCGGAAACUGCUGGUUCCUGAGUGCGCUGGCGGUGCUGGCGGAACGUCCGGAGCUGGUGGAGAGGGUGAUGAUCACCAGGACGAUCUGCCCAGAGGGAGCCUACCAGGUUCGGUUAUAAGAUGGUACGUGGACGACGGUGCUGGUGGAUGACAUGCUGCCUGUGACGACUACGGCUACCUCCUCCUUCUCCCAGGCUCAGAGGAAGCAGCUGUGGGUGGCGCUGAUAGAGAAGGCCUUGGCCAAACUCCAUGGCUCCUACUUUGCCCUGCAGGCAGGGCGUGCCAUCGAAGGCUUGGCCACGUUGACGGGGGCUCCCUGUGACUCCCUGAUGCUCCAGGUCAGCUCCACCAACCCACGGGAGGAACCCAUCGACACUGACCUCAUCUGGGCAAAGAUGCUCAGCUCCAAGGAGGCUGGGUUUCUGAUGGGUGCAUCAUGCGGAGGAGGCAACAUGAAAGUAGAUGAUGUUGUUUAUGAGUCGCUGGGUCUGCGGCCUCGUCAUGCCUACUCCAUCUUGGAUGUACGAGACGUUCAGGGUUACAGGUUGUUGCGGCUUCGUAACCCGUGGGGUCGCUUUUCGUGGAAUGGCAGCUGGUCGGACGAGUGGGCAGACUGGCCGCAGCAUCUGCGUCAUGAGCUCAUGGCCAACGGCAGCAGUGAGGGGGUCUUCUGGAUGGAGUACACCGACUUCAUAAAGUACUUUGACUCUGUGGACAUCUGUAAGAUCCACUCAGACUGGCAGGAGGUGAGGGCUACAGGGUGCUUCCCCAAGGCGAGCGGGCCGGUCACCGUCACAGCCCUCACUGUGCUGGAGAGGACGGCGCUGGAGUUCGCCCUCUUUCAGGAGGGAAGCAGGCGCUCAGACACGGCCGACAGCCACCUGCUGGACCUGUGCAUCAUGGUAUUUCGCGCGUCCUUCGGCAGCAGCAACAAGCUGACUCUGGGCCGACUGUUGGCCCACAGCAAGCGAGCUGUGAAGAAGUUCGUUGGCUGUGAUGUAAUGCUGGAGCCGGGCGAGUACGCCGUGGUCUGCUGCGCCUUCAACCACUGGCAGAUGAACGUCAGCGGGUCUGGAGGUCCACCAACGCCAAUCUCGAGCCCUACUAGCGGAGCAGUACGGAGGCCCAGCCAGGACUUUCCAGGCUACAUCCUCGCCAUCUACAGCUCGCGACAGGUGAUGGUGGAGCAGGUGGAGGCGACUGCCACCACGCUGGCCGAUGCCAUCAUCCUCCUCACGGAAAACAAAGGCGAAAGACAUGAGGGACGCGAGGGAAUGACUUGCUACUACUUAACCCACGGCUGGGCAGGGCUCAUAGUGGUGGUAGAGAACCGCCACCCCAAGUACUACCUCCACGUCUCCUGCGACUGCACUGACAGCUUCAAUGUAGUGUCCACACGUGGCAGCCUCAAGACCAUCGACAGCGUACCACCUUUGCACCGGCAGGUACUGGUGGUGCUCUCACAGCUGGAGGGAAACGCCGGUUUCUCUAUCACCCAUCGUCUGGCUCAUCGUAAGGCGGCCCAAGCCUCUCUGGGAGAUUGGACCCCGACCAAGGCCACCCACAGUCCUCAACUCACCCCGGACAUUGACGGCUUGCACCGACCCAGACCCCUAUGACCACCGCCCUCCUGCACACACACAUGCACAGACUCUAAACCAAUGAACUGUCAGAGCACUGGAAACCAGGCAGGGGGUAAACGCGGUGCAUCAUUAAAACAAGGAGUACGAUGUGUAUAUGUGUGGUUCUUUUGGUGAACACACACCUGAAUGUAAAGCAUUAUGGGCUGCAUUUGUGUGCUCUCCUUCUUAAGCUCCAUAAAAUGCUACCGCUUUCAUCCGGCCCACACACGCGCUCUGUUUUUGCCAAGUGGAUGUGCCAUGUCAGGAUGAAAUGAGGGAAGUGGGGCAACCGGGACUCCCCCUACUCCAGGCAACCCAACAGGAUCCAGUUCAGACUACUUGAACAUUUUUUUUUUGUUUGUUUGUUUCUUUGUUUUUGUACAAGCGCUGUAUGUGGAACAGAUGUCAGACAUAAGUUUCAUAUGCUUGGAUUAGACCCUGUUUUCAAUGAGCUUCACAAGAGUCAGGGUGGAGUGCUGUAACUACUGAGCCAUUUUCUGGCCCACAACCUAUGAGCCAAUCACCCGCCCCACUGAGACAUUUCCCCCUAUUCCAUGUUGUCCCCAAGUACGCCCAAUUGGAGAGCUAACAAACUGAGAGGCCCUCACCCAGCCCUCAGCGUGGUACUUAAUGAGCCAAACCCAACAAGUAGUUCUACUCAGUCAUGCGCGUGUUGUUUAAUUUGUGACAGUACUGUCGUCAGUCUUAACUGUUUUAUACACAGACCUUCUUGCUGACCCAUCUAUGUUUGUGAGUGUGUUUGAGGUCAUACAAAAAGCCAUCAGUCAUACAGUACUGUCAGCAUCCACCUCUCCAUCAUCUCUGCAGUGCUCUGUAGCGCUCUUUCUAGCUCAGGACCAAACCCAUAAUUUGUACAUUAAGCCGAACUCAAAGAAAACCUCAAGCUGAUUUUUUUUUGUGGCAGGUCUACGGUGCCCACAUAGUUGGAUUACCAUCUUUCCUCUUCAUCUGUCGUGUGUAACUUUGUAAUCAGUCCGCUCUCAUUUGAUCACCUUGUUAAAAGUAGAUUUGUGGGUUUUUAGCUUUGAAAUGCUGACGAAUUAUUUUGUUUCCAACCUCUGUCUCUUGUGUUCCUUCUUCGAGUCAUUUUAAUUCACUCAGUCCCAGAUUGGGGUGUGAACGCUGGAAGAAAGUCAUUUAAUGACUCGCUUUAUAGUAUUUUAUCCCUUAGGCGCACUGGUUUCCUCAUCCAUUUCAGCUGCCAGUCCAUCUCUGAACACAUCAUUUCACAGCUUAGGAACAACUCCCCUCUCUGGACACCAUCUAGAGUAAAAUAAAGUUGCAUCUUGCACUCUCGGAUUGUGACACUUUAAAAUUUGUGUCUCAUCUUUUUUCGGUACUGAAGGUCAGGAUGUAUUUGUCAAUUUGUCACACUUUGGACAGUUUGCCAGUUUGUGGAUUUACACUUUAGUGUACUUAAGGUGUACUGGAGGAAGUCGCUGUUGUUUGAACAGUUAGUUUGCCAUAGGGGAGCUGUUAACAGGAGCUGUGGAGUUUACUUUGGGAGGUCAGGGACCACUUUUGUUUGCUUGGGUGUAACGUCCCCCCAGAAUAUACCGACAGCAACAGCAGAGUCCUCUUGUAAUAACAAAUUACCAUUUUUUUUUCUGGCUCCGUGCACACAUAACAAGAGAGAGAGAGAAGGGACCCCUGAGACAUGUUGUGACACAGAAAAUAGUUAAAUUCCCUCACAGUUAGAGCAGAGCAGUUUGUCUGCAGCUGUUUCAGGGCCUCCUGUGACGCUCCACCACCUUGUCCUUUUCAGUUUCUUCAGUGUCAAAGCCAUCAUUCCUGUUUCAAUAAGCAUCUUUCAGUCCUCACUAUGGCAACAUAGUGUUUUAUCAGAGGCAGAGGGGAGGGAAGUUCAUGGUACUAUAGUAACAGGAAUAACAUUAUGUCUUAUGAUUAUGUGGUUAAAUUGAAGAAAAAAAAAACUUGAAAGCUGGGUACAGGCCUGUCGGUAGUUGCACAGAGAAUGAUUGUAUGGAAAAAGAAGGUUUACAUUUUAUGUUAACAAGGUCAUUUUAAGUAGAAAGAUGUCUCCACCGGAUGAUUUAGUCAGAUAUUAAACUCAGCGUCCUCGUAUGUAGCUGUUGCAUAAUCUCAUUCAUCGUCGUAUUUGUUGGUGCUGAUGCUAAAUGGCAGCACUGUGUCCUGAUGCUUGCAGUCUUACAUGUUCAUCUGUCACCUUUUCUUCUUCAAGUCUUUAAGACAUUUUGUCAGAACUGCUACAACGGUGCAGUGUUUCUUUAUUGAAGCUGAGGCAAUUGUACAGAUGUUUCUGAUAACACCUUACAUCCUAUCUCAGCGAUAACAUGGUUAUAGUGGUGAUAAAUAUAAAGUAAUACCAUGCACUUCCCUGUGUGACCGUCAUGUAUAGCAGUGAAAAUUCUUGGUGGUAAAAACAGUAAUUACCUUAUGUUCCAGAUUUUCACGCUGAUAAUUGUUACCUGGAAACGCAUGAGGUCAUUUCUGUGUAAUAACUGCGAAUCAGGGCUCCAGAAUGCAAAACUACAUGUUGUAUUAACACAUUCUUAGCCUGGAUCGAUGGAAGUACUCAGAAUAAGGCUGAAUAUUUCUGUUCACGUAGCCGCACGAUUGUUAUUCUCCCUCCUUCCUCUUUCUGUACCUUAUUACUUUCGAUAUAGCCCUCGCUACGUGAAGGAACAACUUCCAAGCUGCAGUUACACCUCAAAAAUGACAAGUUUUGACACACCGCUUUUUAAGCAGUGUUUUAUUUUGUAAGGAUUCAGUCAUUUUAAUACUAAGAAAUGCUCCCUCUUGCACACGUUCCACUAGAAGAAAUUCUCCCCGUUUUCUUAGGUGCAACAUCCUGCACAGUUAGAUAACAUUUACCACUAUUACCAGGAUUAUCUAGUUAUCUGCAAAGUCAGGAUAUAUAGGUCUGGGUAAGCAAUACUACCAAACUGUCAGUCCCACUGUUACCAUGUUGUUACUCAGCUCUGAUGUAAAGUGCAACCAUGUUUUCCAAAGAAACAUAAUGAGUAUUUUUACCCCAACUGUGUGUGUGUGUGUAAUGUCACAGCCAAGCAGCUGUGAAUUUCUUAUGAAUUCAUCUAACAAACCCAGUUAAAUACUGAAGUGAUGAAUGACAGAUUAAGAAAUGUGUUAAUUCAUUAUGGCCUCAGAAUGAGUUUGACAAGAAAUGAACCUGCACUGAAACCUGCAAAGACGAGGCACCUCAACAUUCAUUGUCCCUGGAUCACCGUCAUGUUCAUGAGACUGAGUGACAGUUUCAUACCGUGUGUUUUGUCAUAAUGUUUUUUUUGGCUCCUAUACUGGUGUCCUUCGAACCUGCUUCUCCUCUAUGAGUAAGUUGUGGUUAUGACCCUUUUGUGCUUCAGGGGCGCCCCCUGCUGUUCAGGGCCUCGUUCUGCUACAGCCAGAGACCUGCACCUCAGUGGAACUGGUCGUUUUACACGCAGCGCCUUUUCUCUCCUUUGUCUGGUUUCCUCCCUGUAAAUUGUACAGACUGCAGAUGUAAGCCACACAAAAGAAAAAGAUAGAAAAAAAAUCAAUGGAUCCUUUUAAACUUGUAAAAAAAAAAAAGAAAAAGUAUGGUAGUGAAAAAA
Molecule: messenger RNA, 9485 nt
Organism: Sphaeramia orbicularis (orbiculate cardinalfish)
Lineage: Eukaryota; Metazoa; Chordata; Actinopteri; Kurtiformes; Apogonidae
Gene: capn15
Product: calpain 15
Biological process (GO): proteolysis
Cellular component (GO): cytoplasm
Molecular function (GO): calcium-dependent cysteine-type endopeptidase activity
Source: RefSeq, a predicted model, not a curated record